AUGGAAGAGCUAUCCUUGACAGGAAAACCAGAUUGUUCUCCUCAACCUGGGAAAACAGACAAACAAUGGGGGUUAAUUCCGAAAGGUGCCGGACCAUCGUAUUCCUCUUAUCCUGAGGAACCUCAGACUGUGAGCGACGGUGCCGUCCUUCCAACAGAGAAAAGGUUUCCCUGUACUGAGUGCUGGAAGCGUUUCCCUUCUAAAUCCAGUCUUAAUAUUCAUAAAAGAACUCACACAGGCGAAAAGCCAUUUACCUGUCCUGAGUGCUGGACUUGUUUUUCAAGGAAGUCACAUCUUUACAGACAUCAGAGAUUGCACAUGGAGGAGAAGCCGUAUUCCUGUUCUGAGUGCAGGAAAUGCUUUGUACAAAAAUCUGAUCUUGUCGCACAUCAAUGGUUUCACACUAGCGAAAAGCCGUAUUCCUGUUCUGAGUGCGGGAAAUGUUUUUCAAAGAAGUACAAUCUCUCCAUACAUCAGCGAUCUCACACAGGUGAGAAGCCAUAUUCCUGUACUGAGUGUAAGACAUUUUUUUCACAGAAGACCAGUCUUAUCAUACAUCAGAGAUCUCACACUGGCGAGAAGCCUUAUUCCUGUUCUGAGUGUGGCAAAUGUUUUGCAAAAGCUUCAAGUCUUGUCACACAUAAGAGAUCUCACACAGGGGAAAGGCCAUAUUCCUGUUUUGAGUGUGGAAAAUGUUUUUCAGUUAAGUCACAUCUUUACAGACAUCAGAGAUUGCAUACAGGGAAAAAGGAGUAUUCCUGUCUUGAGUGCGGGAAAUGUUUUUCAGUGAAGUCAAAUCUGUACACUCAUCAGAGAUCUCACACAGGGGAGAAGCCGUGGGUAGUUUAUAUGAUCAUGUGCCCCUGCCAAAAGAUACAUAUGUUGGCAAAAAACAAAAGGGAGCUCAGAAAGCGGAUUGGAGAACAUGAUUCUAGUAUUGUGACUGAAGGUGAUGAGACCCCUUUUGCUGAACAUUUCAAAAGAUACCAUGGAUCCUCAGUGAUGGAGCUGGAGUUCCAUGGCAUCUACCAACUGAAAAUUUCCAAUAAUCAAACAACUUCCAUUUUGUCUAAGAAGGAAUCAAAGUCUAAUUCUUCGUUUGAAGAAGAUGAUCCGGAGUUACCACUAUUGCUUAAAAGAACUUCAUCCUGUGGAGGUAUUUCAGGUCGUAAUCCCUUCAUGCGAACUGCUACAUCAUAG
Messenger RNA from Rana temporaria (common frog), 1200 nucleotides. Its product is annotated as zinc finger protein OZF-like. Gene Ontology annotation, molecular function: chromatin insulator sequence binding. The coding region runs from base 1 to 1200 and encodes 399 amino acids. The record is from RefSeq and is a predicted model, not a curated record. Gene Ontology annotation, biological process: regulation of transcription by RNA polymerase II. The transcript has 4 exons. Lineage: Eukaryota; Metazoa; Chordata; Amphibia; Anura; Ranidae. Gene Ontology annotation, cellular component: chromosome.